AUGGAUAACAACUUGAACGACAUUGGAGCACAUCCAGAGAGAAGAGGUGACGAGGAUUUGCCAUUGAUUCCUAUUAGCCCUGCCCUAAAUCGGAGCCAUCGAGCCAAAGCACUGAGUCAGCUGUCUCUCCAUUCAGAGGGGAGCCUUUUGUUUGAUGCCACCUUUGAUUGUAAUGAUGCUGAAUUACUGGUAUGUUUGAAAAAUCUAAAUAUAUCAAUGAAAGUAAUUGCUCAUUAUCAGUCAAUGCUUGAAACAGAGUUCCGUGCUUUUGAAGUAACCGGCUUGCAUUUUAAGAACAUGCAGUUUUUGCGCUCUGAUCUCGCUUGUUUUUAGCGAGAGCUGUUUUGUUGUUGCACGAACUAACACUCAUGAUUAAAAACAUCACAAAAUAGUGACGUUGAGAUCAUUUUUGCCAGAUGAGCUUGUGUGUUUAUAAGCAUGAAACAGUAGAGAAGAAGUCAUUCUAGAAAGUUGUUAAACUGAAUUUUUAAAAUACGGUUCGGCAUAACAUUGCCUUUGGCUGUAAUCAUAUUUUACCUGAAGGAUUUUUGUGUAAGCGUACAAGCCGAUCUAGAAAAGUUUGAACAGCAGUGACACUCAACGUUCGUAGGUUUUCACACUUGAUUGGUGCCGCAUGCAAAGUAAAGCCGAUUGAUGCUGAGUUUCCGGCUAAGAGUAUGCGCAAUACGUUUUGCAGAACAGGACAGCAGAUCUUAAUUUGUCAUGGCUAAGGCGAACAAUAACUAAGAUGCUCUUUUGUUUCUGCAGGUGGAUGACAGUGUAGAGCAUCCCGACAAGUUACAUUUGGCGUCCUGGUGUGGAGACGAAAAAGAAGUCAGAAACAUGAUAAACAAAGCAGGUAACGAGAAAUAUUAUAAUGUUAUAUACAUGUACCUGCAUUGUAUUACUUCGUACGCGUUCAAGAAUAUAUAUGCCAUUUGAAAGGUCUUUAGUCACCAAAAGGUAGAGAAAAGCAUAAGAAUAAAUAGUGCUUGUAAAAAAUGUUUAUAAACCAAGAAAAAAUGAAAUUUAGAAAAGAAAAAUGUACAAAGAAAUUGGAUAUCGAUUGAUGUUUCUGGGUAACUGACCGACUACCCCUCCCCUCAAUAAACAUGAACACUUCCCUCUUGCUUAGGGAAAAAAUUGUGGAGGUGUAGUGAUCAUGCAGUUACCCAGAAACUUCAACUGAUCCACAAACUGAUAAAAUAAGUAAGACAGGGUCAGCCUCGUUCCUAGUCGUCCUCGGUCGGAUGUGACGUCACCUGUAAAGCUUGUCGGCAAACGCCUGGGAACGAGGCUGAGACAGGGCUAAAUUUUUCUGCUUCAACUACCAAGAACGUUAACAAAACUGCCUUCAGCGUUUUAUUGAGAAGUUAUUUUUUUUAGAUGUUAACCAACUUGACAAGUCAGGACGGACUGCUCUCCAUAACGCCAUCUUAGGGGAUCACGUAAACAUAGUGGAGAUUCUCUUAGAGGCAGGUGCUGACACAACACUUCUGGAUAGGAGCCAAGAGGCACCUCUUCAUACUGCGGUUCGCACUGGGAACGAAAACCUUGUUAAGGUAAGAAUCACAGGGAUUCUAAGAAGCUUUUAGUCCCUGAUUUGACCUUAAAAGAUGGAGCACUUUUUAAGGCCGAUAUUUGCAUUAAUAAAGCUCUUGAUUGGGGAUUGCAUAGUAUAAAAAUAGCCUAGCACAAUAUCAUUUUUGAUCUGAGCGGCUUGUACGGGGAUAUUGCGAUUACUAAAAGAAGCAUUCAAAAUGUAGCCGAUUGUUGCUUCCACGUGUACUGCGCAAUCUGUACUGAAUCUUUCGAAAAAAACAACAACAACAAUCAAGCAGAAAAGAAAGAGUUUAGCUCCUCAAUAGACAAACGUUAAUGACGUUGCGUCUACAUCACACAAUUGUUCAGUCUAGAACUACAGUAGCCUUUUUUUAUUUCGGACAAUAAAUGCGAAGAGAUUUUGUUAAGAAAUUUUUUUUUCCUGUCAAGCACCUAAUUCUUUGAAAAAAUCCACUCUUGUGUAUGACCGAGUGUGAUUUUGAUAUUUAUAUAUAGAAACGAAAAAAUUGAGAGAGAAAAUGCCGUUAUUUGAAGGAGUGAUGUCACAAGGAUGUUGCCGUUUAAGGCCAAAUUUGUUCAUAAGUCAUUACUGAUAAAAGUACCUUUAUCCAUGCACACUCCACUCCGGUAGAGUUUUAAAGAAGAUAUCAAACAAAUGUCAUCAUGGAACACUAACCAUAAUAUUUUUAUUGAACUUUGCAGGUAACGCAUUGAAAAGAAUCCUUUUCCUUUCUUUUUCAAUCCACAUGCAUCCCUGCCAUCCGUAACAAAAGAAAGGACAGGAAACAGUUUCAAUGCCUAGUGUUAUAUAACAAACGUGAACCACUUUUUUUAUAUAAAGACAUUUUCAACCUUUUUAAAAAUAUAGCAAAUACCGUGUCAGCCCCUUUGAAGGGAGUAAUCCGAAUACAAUUUGAUUUUUUCGUUUUUUCUGAUAACUGAACCUAUUUUUCCUGCAUUCUCUAGGCUUUUCUUAGUCGCGAAGAUUGCAACCCUGACAUAACUGGGAAAGCAUCUCAGACACCACUUCACAUCGCAGCUAAGAUGGACAAAGUUUCUAUCUGCAAAUUUCUGGUAAGUGGCAAAAUAGGUAUUGUAGGUUUACUAUACAAGUACCUUGCGAAGAUGUCAAUAGCUUCGUGUAGCCUGAGAAAACAGGUAUCCCACAUUCCGCAACGUCACCACUGGUUUCCCUGUGUAGUGACGUCUGAAGGAAGAACGCAGAAAUGCAUAUUGGUGAUGUGUUACUUGUCACUAACCAGAUAUGGGUAGUGCUUCUCACUGGUCAUUCCGCGAAGGAAAUUUGCCUCAGCAAAUCAGAGGCAUUACCCAUAUUUGGGUAGUGACACGUCUGUCAGACGGAAUUUCUUCAAUGUCGGCUGCUUUCUCAGGACGGUUAGCUAAUGGGAAGUCGAUCGUCUAGUGAGGUAUUAAAAAAAAACGCAAUCAAGCAUACAAAGCUAAUCUCCCCAUCGCGAUUUUUUCGCUCGAAUAUAAUGCAUAGAAAAUGAAACAAUUUCUGACUUUUGCUGUGAAAAUACUUUCCGAGAGUCUCUUUAUUUUAAAUCACUCAGAAGCAUAAAUAAAAUGGUUUCCACGCCCUAUAUUUACAAGAUACUAAAAUUCACCCAUAGAUUUCAGUAUUUAAUAGCGCUGUUCCUCAGUUGUGUGUGAUAGUUUCCUUUGGGAGGGAUCAAAUCGACAGAGUUCUCCAAGCUACAAGAGGAGAGAUACAAUUUUCUCGUCUGCCCUCUUACUUCCUAUUUUUUUGGCUCUUGCUACAAUCAUCCGGCAAGUCUCAAUACAUCUGUACAUGUCUCAAUACAUCAUUUAGAUCGAUCACGGUGCUUCUCCCGACUGUCGUGAUGACGAAGAAAUGACACCGCUGACACGAGCCGUAGAACAAGGAGCCUGCACUGUUGCGGAGUUUUUAUUUGAAGACGGUAAGCAAUUCAGUAAAAGAAAAAGUAAUGCGAUUAACCAAGCAUUCCGGCUUCAGUCCGUAAAUAGUGAUUAACUAUUGUGAUGACAAUUUUUGGCUUUUCCACUGUCAUUUUACGUGGAACAAAAGCACUCGCUUUCAAAUGGCUGGCUAAUGUUUAAUCCAGCCUGCAUUGAAAGUGAAAAAGAUCCUCUUCAGCCCCAAAGUGCCAAUGCAGCCAUACAGGUUAAAAUCCGAUUCAGCAUCUCCUGGAUCCAUUUGAGCAUGAUUUAAAUCCCCAUCAAAAGCCUAUUUCAGACCAUGCUGGGAUUCAUCUCAGCCUGUGGGUGCAAAUCAGCCCUCGGUAAUUGGGCUGUAGAGACCCUGAUUAACGGAGCCAAAUUAGACCCCAAAACAAGACUGUUUCUCACCGAAAUAGUCCCGUUUUUAGGGAUAAAACAGAUCUUUCUUCUUUACAAUGUGGGAUUAUCUGAAGAUCUAUUUUACUGUCAGACACAAACGCUGCCAAAUCCCAGUUCGAGAGACAAUUGUUAAAUGAUUCCUGAUAUAAGAUUGUGAGAGUUAUCUUUAAACAAAUUUUCCUUCUAUAACAUUACUACAAAGGUUGGUAGUCGGAAUUUUACUAUUUUAUUUGUUGUAUUGAUAUAUCUCACAUGUUGGCAAAGAUUUGCCUUAAAAUCUUAUGGUUGAUUACAGUACUUAUUUACUUAUAUUUGCUUCGUUCAAAGCUAAAACAAGGGAGAAAGAAAUGGUGAAGGACGUGCUUACUAAUGUGGACUCUGACGGCAGUACUUUGCUCCACUUAGCAGUCGACAGUGAAAGUUGUGCGGUGAGUACUUUUUUUGCUCAGCAAUUUUCUUUUAACUGCGAUUCCUCCUUGCGUUUAAUGUUGAUUGUUUGACCCUUCUACUUCCUUUCAGGUCGUGAAACUUUGUCUCAAAAAUGGAUCUAUCAUUCGACAGCCAAAGGUAAUUGGCAAAGAGUAACUAAACAAGUCUUAGCACAGUAAUUCAUUGAUAUGUUUAAGUUUGAUAAUAUUGCUAGUCGCGCUGAUGGCCCUUUUAGUAAUUAACUGCAAUAUAGCCUAUUGUGAAUAAUAAACAGAAAAAAAGAAUAAUAAAAAAAGACUGAAAAGAAGUAAAAGGAGCGCCGGCGAGAGAGUAGGAAAACCCAUGACUCCAUCUUGGUACUGCGCUUUGUUCGUAAGGGGACAUGCACUGCGUAGUUUAGGAGGAAAAAACCUUACCCUUUCUAUUUUAUCCGGCACUUUAUUUUCAUGUCACCCCGGAAUCAGCUUGUCUUAGAAUGGUUAAAGAAUCUGCCUAAAAUAGUUGGUGUUUUUGGAAGGUAUUUUCUUAGUGCAAGCUUGUUAAAUGGAAUGAUUUCUGUUUAAUCAUUGAUUCAGGAUCAUGACAGGAGCACUGCAUUUCACUUGGCAUGUGCUGUGGGAGCCCUGGAGAUAGUUAAGCUGUUUGCAUCUAAGGAUCCACAAAUUUGUCGAAUAACCCUUAUCGAUGCACAAGGUUGGACACCAUUACACCUAGCAGCUCUCAAAAAUCACCCAUAUGUCUUAAAGUACCUUUUGGAACAGGUUAGUUCAUGAACACAGAGUGAUAAUGAUGUUGAUGAUAACAAUGAUGAUGAUGAUGAUGAUAAUGAUGAUAAUGAUGAUGACAAUGAUGAUGGUGGUGGUAGUGGUGGUGGUAGUGGUGGUGGUGGUGGCGGUGGUGGUGAUGAUGAUGAUGAUGAUGAUGAUGAUGAUGAUAAAAUGGAGAAGGCAGCGGAACAAGAUAGCGAUGAAGUAUGGCGAUAUUUACCGGUAGAGCUCCAGAUGAACAAGCGAACUUUGAAAAAGUUGUUGACUAAAGAAUACAGCGAAAUCUAAAUUUUUGGAAAUACUUAUGCUCUCGUGAAGCUAAUAUCUAUCGUCUAUAAUAUGAUUUUUAGGGCGCCUUGGUAGAUCCACGAGACAAACUAUGUCGCACCCCUCUCUUCUUAGCAGCUGAAAAUGGUGGAACGGAGGCUGCCAAGGUUUUGAUUGACAAUGGUGCUGACGUAACUGCCAAAGAUGUUGAUCUCCGAUCCUGUGUCAGAGUGGCUGUGGGACAUACUGCCACAAUGACAGUGUUAUUAUCGGUAUUGUAGCGAAACGAAUAUCAGUGACGGUUGACGUAACGAAUACAAAAAAAAAAUGACAACAAGAGUAAUAAAAGUAAUAAUUGUUUUUUUUUUUUUUUUUUUUAAGGCUAAUAAAUCAAACAAAUAAAUAAAAAUAUAUAAGCUCACAGUUGUGAAGAAAAUUCGGACAAUGAAAAAGAUCUGGUUUUUGGAGAUGACACAUAACAACCCUCCUUCCCUUUGAUAUAAUUUUACUUCACAUUCACCAUCACAAUAUUUCUAUCACAUUUCUAUUAUUGCAUUUGAUUGUAUCACUUUUCGUUACUUUAAAUUUUGAUGCUUACAACUCUCUAGUUCCCUUAUUGUUUUUUUCACAGAAACGCGAAGCUAUACCACUGAUAACUGACAAGGAUAUCACAGGGUUUGCUCCAGUCCACUAUGCUGCAAAAUGCGGCAAUCUUCAGGUAUGAAUUUAAGCCAGAGCCACAGGGAACCCGAACGCGGUAUUAGCUAAUAGAAUAAUUAAAUGUAUUUACACUGUAUUAGCUAAUAAAAUCAUAGUACUAAAAUGUAUUAGUACCUGUGUUCCUGUUUCUUUAUGAGUCCUUUUGGAAGGGAUUUUAGACCGAUCAGAGACGGUUCACCAUGGUUAACAUUGCCGGUAUCAAAUGGAUGUUUGUCUGGCGCUUCGUAAAUGAAAGGAGGGGACGGUUACAAUUACAGUUUACAUUUUAGAAUUUCGGCUCUUAUACAAAUUAAACCUUUGAGUCCUCAAUUUUUCGUUUAUUGUAUUUAGACUAAUGCUAAACAAUUAAAACCAAUCAGGAAAAUUUUAAAGCCUUCUAUUCCUUGGUAAUAAUUCAAUGUUUUCUUCUCGCCCCAGUCUUUCUCUAAAAGGAACGUUACAGUUUAUAUAAAACAAUUAAUUUCCAAAAACCGCGAUGAGUUCCACAAACCUUGUACUGAUUGUCAAAAAAAAAACGUGUAAACUCAAUUCAAUCAAAGCUCUUAAAAGUGGUGUAAAUUUAAAUCAAAACAACUAGUAAUAUAUGGGUGUGGCAAGUCACGUAACAAAGAAAAUUCACCAUUUAAAAUGAAUCUGAUGUAUUUUUGUAGAAAAAGGUCACGCAUAAGUAGACCACCUCCCUACAAAUUUUCCGAGACCCAUUCCUUAACACCGGAGUAUCAGCACGUCCUUUUCUUAUUUCCCAUAGAACAUCUUACUGUUUAUGAAGAGAAAUAAGGCCGCAACUAUUGUGACGUCAGAUGCACUUGACACUGCUCUUCACGGCGCCGCCAGGUAUUGUCUCCUCAUAAUACAUGCACUAUACAGAUCGAGAAAGGAUGUAUUUUAUUGAUGAGUUAGCAAUUUCAGUAUACACACUAAACCAACAUCCUUUUUGUUUUCAACUAGGCCCGGAAUAUUUGUAGUUUUAAAAUAAUUCGAAUAAAUCGCAUUUUAUGCAGAAAGAGGCAUCAACACUUUUGAAUUUUUAUAUUAUUAUUUUUUUUAGAUAUGGAUGGUUAGAAAUAGUUGAUGCUUUAUUAUCUGGCCGGAAUGUUCGUUCAAUUAAUGUGAAAAACAAUCAAGGAAAGACAGCUUUGCAUUUCGCAUGUGUAGAAGGACAUGACCAAGUUGUUGAACUCCUACUCAAGCUUGGCGCGACUGUGCAAAGGUAACCUUUCCAUUUAGUAUCUGUUGAUGGUAGUUUUGCGUUGUAACUAAGAUAUUUAACAAUUAUUCCUCGAGCCCGAAUGGGCUAUUGAUUCAGCGGCCAUGACGAGGAGAGGAAUAAUUGUUUCAGUAAACUCCAACUUGUUGGUCAAAAAUAUCGAGACCAAACAUCUUUAGCUAGCAAAAAAAAGGUUUUCAAAGCCGUCGCUUUUCGCUACUAGUCGGCUAUAACAUAUAGCCUAGUAGUAGCUCAACCAAUCAGAACGCAGCAGUGAUAAUAGACCACUAGUUGGAUUUUACUACUAUCAGCUCAGUCGGUAAAGCGCUUGACUACAGAGCGAGAGGAAACGGGUUCCAUUCCUGGAGCCGGACCAAUACUCACUCUUUUUCCACUGCAAGCGGCUAGACCUUCCCAUGACUCCGAUGACCACGUAAAAUGGCGGUCCCCUCUCUAGGAGACGUAAGAAUUGUGUCCCCAGUUAAUAUAUAUAAAUAAAUCGUGCUAAAUACAUUGACACUCAGAUAAACUGCAUUUUUUAACGUCCUCUUAUCCAUUCUACGCUUCCAUUGAAGCUCACCUCGUGGCAAUUACAUUUCAUUUGCACGCGGGUAUUCUUUCGUCCUUUACUUUGUAUCUUUCAUGAGAUUAUCCUGAGUGGCAGGAAUUUGGCCUGCAUCUAUACUGCAAACACAAAGAGGAGAAGCUGUUAACUCACCGAUAAGCAUUAUUAAUUAGGGGAUCCAAGCAGGUUAUUUUUACCCUCGGUAAGGUAUGAAAACCGUCGGUCAAACAAAACUGUUAUUUCCCUGGAAUUUUUAGUGCAUACGUAACGCGAUAUUUAAUAACAAUAAAUGAUACGUGAAUGUAAUAAUUCAAAUGGUCCAGAAGGAAAAUUGUUGGAACUCAUAAAGGUCGGUAAAGUUCUGCAAAAAAAACCUCUUGUUUUAGCGAUGGGUUUGGAUGAAUUUUGCUCGCAUAAUGGCUUAUUCUGGCUGCCAGCAAUUCUUGUAAAAAUUCUCCUCGAGUUCUGCUCAGUAUCUAAAAUGUUUUCGGUCCUUUUUUCCACUGGCAUUUUCACAAAAACGAAAGGAAGCCCAGACUCCUAAAUACUAAUUAGAAAAUAGCUACAUUAAUCACAAAAUCUCUCGGUUUGUUGUGCUAUUUUUUUUUUUUUAAUUUUGUUACAAAUGUUACGUGAUUGAAUAGUGAUGCUUUUUCUCUGAUUUUGCUCUCAAAUUAUGCUCGAAAAUACCUUACUGUGCCAGAAAAAUACUAGCUCAUUCUGCUGAAUAUUCUGCCAGGCGCAGUAAAAUUUGUCCAAGCCUACAUGUUUGCUAAGGUAAGAUGUAUAUAGGAUUCCUGGUUUAAACAUACCAGUCAUUUGUAACUUCAGUGAUCAUAGCGAUAGAACAGCCCUUCACGUUGCUGCUAUGAGAGGAUCUACGCAAUGUGUCAAGUAUCUGUUGCAGUAUCAACCUCAAUGCAUUAACCACUUGGACAAACAUCAGGUGAGUGAUUUCCGAGUAUUUUUCAAACUAAACAACAACAACUAACCAAAAACAACAAGGACAUGUGAUUGACUCCACCUAAAGGCCAAACCUAAAAGCGGAGCUCCUGCUAAAUACGAACCAUUAUUUGUUUGAAACAAUAAAUUUUUUAGCCAUUGCAAUCGAAAUUUAUUCAUCUGAAAUACGCACAAAACAAACUUGAAACCACGAUCCAAAGGAUAAUUAACAACUUCUACAAACAUCAAAAUGAUAUGUACCCUUUAUUUUCCUGCAUGAGCCAAUGUUUUGGCCUUUCUAGAGAUUUAAUAACCGAAGGUAUCUUUUGACAGCUGUAACUGACUUUCUGUGGUUAGCAUAUUAACCUGUAAUUUAUUGCGUAUUCAUUUUGUUAUAGUAACUUGGGAGCUUCAUCGAAUUGUUAAUUAUGUCUCUUGCAUGAAAAAAAAAAAAAACUUCAGCGAGAUCACGGGUAACUAACUGAACCGAUAGUUAUCUCAACAUAUUAGGAAAUAAAUUGACGAACGAACUUUUUUUCAUAUAGAACACUGCAUUACAUUUGGCUGCUAUUCACGGUCAUCCAGAAGUAAUAUCCUGUUUAUUGGCUUGUAAAGAACAAGAGAUCCUCCAGAACAAUAAAAAUCAAAAUGCGUUGGACGCAGCCAUGGAGGCCGAAAGGAAAACUUCCUUACUCGCAAUUGCAAGUCAUGAAAGGUGAGCAAACAUUCUUUUUAAUUUUUAGAUAAUUGAAAAUCUAAUUAAAAUAAAAGGCAUCAUGAAAUUAUUUUCUUUUUUAAAUUCAUAUUUAGUAAGUUUCAAUUUAAGAUACCUUGUGGAGGAAAAGUUACUUGUGGUAAAAAGCUACAACUCGCAUUUAAAAGGGAAAAGAAUUUUCGUUUAAGAAAAUUGAGAUUAUAAACCUUCAUACGUUUCCUUGGUCCAUUGAGUGUUUUAAAAACAGUGGAAUAAGAAGGGAAGAGAGCACGGGAGGUGUAGAGGAGGGGCCAUCUUUUACACUUGCAUCGACUGCUCUCUCGAGCCACGCAAGUAUCUAUUGUAUAGACUACGAGCCAAACAGCUUUCCUACUUCAUACAGUGGUAGUAAGAUUUUACACUUUUUUUUUUCUGCAGAUGGAGAGAGUUGCUAAUGUCAUCGGCCCCAGGUCACCUGUCACAGAUGCAAGUUUUAGUCGUCAAAUUUCCUGAAGUUGCAACGGUAAGAAAAGUGGUCAUCCUCACUGGAUUUAAUGUAGGAUAAAUUUAAUAACCUGAUGAUAAUAAUAAAUAUAAUAAUAAUGAUAACAAUAAUAAUAAUAAUCAGGGCUCCUUUUUACGAGUAUUUAAAGCUACUUAAAGCUACACGGAAAGGAAAGACGUCGAAAGAAGGAUUUGUGGUCGCAUCUGGCAAUCGAACUGGGGACGUUACGCACAGAAGGCUGCGAACGAACUAACUGCGCUAAUUCUCCUUUCUAAGGGUUGAUUUCCAGUGUCGCGUAUUUUUUACUUGCGGACGUGCGUAAAAUUUACGUUUGCAAACAAAAAAAAGGCAAUGCAUGAAAGGUCGCUCGUAAGCGUAAAAGUUGAACCUCGCUCAACUUCUCGUUGAAGCUCAGUACUUUCUAUCUUGCGUCCCUUUUAUUUACGCGAUUAAAAUUUACGUACGUCAACCUACAUAGCCAAAACGCGAUAGUGGAAAUCAAUCUUUAAGGAGGGAAAAUCAUUGUUGUGCAUAAUUUUUUUUACAGAAGUCAAUGUAUUAGGUGUUGACAGUAGUUAGAUUACGAAGAAAUAAAUGAAAUAAAUACGUCUUGUAUUCAAUUUUAAGAGGGGUCGAAGUCACGUCAGUUUGCAUCGGGCCAAAAAUAAAAUUAACUACGAAGGCCCGUUCCAUUAUGAUAAUAUUUUCAAUGAAUACGUCUUUUUUUAAGCGUACUUGAACAAAUAAUUUAUAGCUGAUGCAGCACUUUUCUCCUCUGUAGCGUUUUUUGGACCAGUGCAUAAUCAAUGAAGGGAACCCCGAUGGCGAAGAUUACACAGUAAGGGUUUAUUUGUAACCUCAAAAGCUUAGUCAUUAGCCCGGAUAUAAUGCUUGCUUCGUUUCAUUGCUUACUAAAAAUAAAGAUCAAUUUAGGAAUGUAAUACUUUAGACGUGAUCCCGACAAUUAAGAUCUCCUCCGUACAGAUUAUCCACUCAAGAUCGAGUCUAAGACAACACUGUGGGGAUGACCAAAGUUAUGUUCUUAGCUAUUCUUUUACUUCCUUGCUACGGAGUCAGUAUCAGUAAAUUAUUGUAAAGUAACCAAGCUUUUAACUCUGCCGCUCUCAAGUCCUCAUAACUUCAUAACUUUUCUCUUUCGUUUUGUUUUCUUUGUUUGGUUUUCUUUUUUGUGCAGGUUAAUGUUUUUGUUUUGUUCUUUCUUUUUUUGGUUCAGGUAACCUACGAUUUGUCCCUCAUUCAAGGAAAGCCGAAACGAGGCCAAGACUAUCUGAUGGUACUGAAGGUAACUUUCUUUUUUUCCUUCUUUUUUAAACUUAAUAAUUAAAAUGCGUUAAUUUUGCAAUCAGACUUGACAUUUUCUGAUGUUUUCAAUAAUCACCUGUUUGUGGCGAAGCUGUAACCAAACACCAAAAACACCAACUUCCUCUACAGACCAUGUUGAAACAUCAAAGAAUCAGCUGUUUGUCUCAUCCAAUUUGCUUCAUUGCUAUGAGUACCAAAUGGUAAGAUACACAUAUAUCAUGUCAUUGUUUGAACAUUAUUAUUGUUCUUCUUCUUCUUAUUAUUAUUACUAUUAUUAACAUCAUUAUUAUUAUUGUUAGUAGUAGUAGUAGUAGUAGCAGCAGCAGCAGCAGCAGCAGCAGCAGUAGUAGUAGUAGUAGUAGUAGUAGUAGUAAUACUGCUACUAAUAAUACCACUAUAAUAAUUAAUAAAUUUAAAAGAUAUAUUAAUUAAUAAAAAAGAUACAUGUAAAGUGCUCUGUAGCUGUUAUUUAUUUAAUUAAAUUUCUUUCGCGGCAAGCUUUUCAUCUGUCCUUUCAGUUCAUUGUCUUUAGUUGAGGAGGAUAAAUUUUCUUACUUGCCACCCACAUACAACGGGAGUUUAAGCUAAAACCAGCUGUUAGAAACAGGAGUCUUUCAUCUUAGCAUGUUUUACCUCCCUACGUCUUUCAGGAAAUUUUUUGGAUGGAAAACCAUAACCAUCAACAUGAUUUUGUAUCUCCUAUUUGUGAUUCCGCUGACUGUUCUUGCUGUCAUGGAGCGCGCUAAUGAAAAACGUUUGUGCAACAUAAAUGAAUCUUGGACAAGAAAGGUAAUUUUAGAGAUAAGGUAUCGUUAUCUGUCUCAAUGUCACUCCGGGAGAUGUCAAGUGCGUGAUUUAAUUUACUAAGAAUUGUUUUAUGCAAUUCCUCGUUUCAUAAAAAAACACAAUUAUGUUAUGUAUUAUGGGUUUUGAAAACUAGUCAAUUAUUGCGUUCGGCAAAGGAGAACGCAUACUAAUCCAGUCCCGCAGGUUAUCCCGAUACCUCGUUCGGAAUGUCAUGAAAUUUCACGGUUUGGACUCCAUCUUAGACUGGCCGGCGCGUUUGGUCUCGAUGACUCUGUUUAAUAUUACUAGAGAGAUUCAGCUUAUUUUUCCCGAUGCGGUUACUUGAGAAGCUUUUGUCAUGCACUAAAGUUAUGUGAGAGGUGAAAGCCGGCUUUGCCACAUCUGUGAAGCAAAAUGUUUGACCUGUUGUUUAUAUUCAAUUAAAUGUAUAUUUAAAUGUCACUUGAGAGGAAAGACCUACAUCUAUUUGCUGUCGAUGUCCAGUUCACUGGUACCGUAUUUAUUGGAUUAACCGCCCUGGGCGCUUAUUAAAUUUUUGGACCUUGAGAGUGGGCGCUUAUUCGAGGCUGGACGGUUAUCAACUUUCUCUGCCUUUAGGAUAGACCCUUAUUCGUGGUGGGCGCUAAUUCGUGGUUGAGGGCUUAUUCGAAUAAAUACGGUAUCGUGGAACUUGCAGAUAGGAUAAUAUUUCUCUUUAAGCUAAUAAUUAUUAUAUAAAAAAAUUCGAACGCACUCACCAAUCUAAGAUUACUUCUAGUCUAAAAGUCUAAAGUUAACGGUGGAAUGGCAAAAUGAUGGUUUGAAACACCUGUUUAUUGAAAAGCUAAUUCUAUGGAAGUGUUAACAGAAGUUGAUGUUCAAAGCUGUGAAUAAAUUGGCACUAACUUGUUUUAUCGUUGCUUACAGGACUACAUUAACUUGGACGUCCCGUGCAGACAAUCUGACAAGGUAUUACAUUGCCAAUACAUCUCAACCUACAUCAUUUCCAAUACUCACCACCUAUAACUGCGGAAAGUGCGAUUCCCUUGAGUAGUUCAAGUGGUGUGAGUUGUAAAAGAAUGUUUACAGUUAUUGUCUUUUGUUUUGUUGUUUUUUACUUUAUGCGGAAGGCGCUGAUCAGAACAACUAUAAGAGUGGAGCGAAGCAAAACAACUUUGAACACAAAUUUGUUUUUUAAUACCCCUGAAUGAACUGAUAAUUUUUAAAGGACUUUCAUUGUCCUGUAACCACUGGCAGUCCGGCCAUGUUUAGUUUAGUGAAAAGUGUAGGAACAUAACAAUUUUCAUCGCGGUUUUCUUAUUUGGAUUGUAUAAUUCUUUUCAAUUACAGGUGGCCCAGUUUCUUCAGUAUUUCGUAGCUAUAAUCACAAUGGUUCACGGAAUGAAGAAACUUUUUCAAUUGAAAAUGCAGGUUGGUACUCUAAUAAGGCGACAUUAUUAUUUGAUGUUGGCAAAUGAAGCGGCAUGUAGCAGCUUUCCUAACCCUAAAAACCAAUUGUUUCGAUACCCUUACCGUGAAACAAUAAGAAAUAAUGAUAAAUGUGUUAUUGCUUUUUGCGACCAAUGAGGAAACACCUUACUAGCAGCUCCUACAUUACUGAAGAGAGCGGCACCAAAGCACCAGUUACUAAAAAACAAAUUAACAUUGCAAUUUACUGAACAAAAACAUUUGUAAAUAUUCUAAAACGAUGAGUCUCCGAUCCACGGAAUUGUUUUCAGGAAAGUCUAUGAGGUAGUAAGGACGAUAAAAAAUUAGAAAUAUUUUAAAUGAAUAUGAAAAAAAAAAACAAUUAUCGAAUCAGUCUUUCGUGUGAUAUGAAGAAUUAAGUAAAUCUCGUGGGGAUCCACCGAGGCCGUUGGCACUCUCCCGGUGAUCUUCUUAAUCCUUCAUAUACUCAGCUUCAUUCAAUAAAUGUUCACCAUCACUUUUAUUUUCUAGCGCCAUCUGCAGGAAAUUAGUCUCCCUCGCAGCCGUUUUUGUCUCGUCACUCAGCGCUCGUCGAGGAGCCUUUCGUGACGAGACAAAAAGGGCUGUGAGGGAGACUGGCAUGAAACGACGUGCUAACUUUCCUCACAACUUUUCCUUUUUAUAUAUUCACCGGUUUCAGAAAAAGAGAUAUCUCGUCUUCUUUUCUCACUAUCUGGAAUGGAUUGCCUACGUGUCUGCCCUUGCUUACAUUCUCCCGGCGUGUGAUUGUAAACUAGGAUACAAGACGGAAGUGGGUGCAAUCGCUUUGUUCUUUGGUUGGGUGAAUCUCAUUCUUUUCCUCAGAAGGUAAUUGCUGAUUGGAUUAAAAGGCCACAUGAGUCACUGGCGUCAAUAGUGUUUUCACUCACGUGGCCAACAUAUUUGCAAUUUAUUAUAACAAAACAAGGCCUAACCCAAUACAGGACUUUGUUUGAGACAGGUUUCAUUGUCUGAGGCUCCAAUAUGGCCGCCGUGACGUCACGACAAAACGCUCCAUAUAUUUUAUCCGAGUAUACUGUUCACAGCAGACUAGUGGUUCAUUCGACUGAUCGUAUUCCGGAAGAGGAAUACGCAAACUUUUGUUGCAAAUCUCUUGUACCGUGCUUUCAUGGGCCACUUAUCAUCGAUGUAUCUAAAAAGUUUAUUCCACAUUCCGGACUAUAGUUAAGUAUUUAUGAACCAAAUUAAUGCUGGCAUAAAAUUCGUAGACAAGCGGUGUGAGUCGAGUGGUGUUUCUAUUUUCAUCUAUGUUAACAGUAGGGUAAACGUCGAGAAAUGGAAUUUUUAUGGCAUUUUUGUUCAUUAAUAACGGACGAAUUGUAAUGUACAAAUAUUCAAGUGCCACUCAGUGUUGGAUGUUUUUCUAUACAAAUUACUGUUCACGUUUUGCCUAUAUUUCUCUAGACUAUAACUUUCGGGAUCGAUCACUGAGUCGGGAACGUUGCUUACAUAAGUUCCUAGAAAGGAGCACAAAUGACUGAUGGGAGGCAUAUAGGUGAUGACAUUAUAUCGAACAUAUCAAUCUUUAUUUCUAAAUUCACAGGAUUUCCUCGUAUGGUCGGUACAUAAUAAUGCUAACGACAAUGUUUUUCACGCUUUUUAAGGUUAGUGCUUGAUCAAUUUGCACCUGUCCUCUUUGGUCAGUUAACAAUUUGUUGUCUUUAGAGUGUAAAAAAGCGCUUCUAACAUCAUAUACUGGUUAUUCAAGGCUUAAUUGCACGAAAGAGACUGCUGUUAUCUGGUACCUAGAUUCCAGUACUUGUAACUAUCUCCGCUGGUUUAAUUUUGUCAUCCAAAAAUAUAGCUAGGCAAAAACGUUCGGUUUUGUAAGUCAUGUGGUUUUGUUGUUGAAAUUACUGCUUCUAUUCCAGGUCCUCUUGCUGUUUUUCCUCUUCGUCAUGACAUUUAGUAGUGCGUUCUACUUGCUCAUGGAUGAAACGAAGGUAAGCUCUCAACAGUUUUUUCGUUGUUAUUGAUGAAUGGCAAAGACUUAAGGUCAUGAUGCACGGCAAUUUCUUGUGUUCGCUUGAACUGUUUUGACUUGUGCAACGCGAUUUUGCGAAAAAAUAGUGGCGCACGAAUUACAUCGUCACUAAAACUUUAUGGGGAGUGUUGGCCUGAAAAAACGGCUGACAUUACGCGAUGCCACCACUGGUUUCCCGACCAAAUGACGAUGUAGGAACGAGACUCAAAAUUUCCUGCUGAUGACCCGGAUCUGUGUAGUGCUAUUAAUUGGUCGCGCCGUGAAGGAAAUUUGCUUCAGUCAAUCAAUAAAAAUUUGCUAUGGCGCCAUGAGCCUGCCAUGAACUGGAAAAAUCAUCCCGUAACAUUUUUUUCGGACUUAUUACAUCCAUUUGGAAAUCACAGGUGAUCCUUGCAAUCUGAUUGGCUCAGAGCGAUGUGAUUUAUUCACGAAUCGCACUAUUUUGUGCUCUAAAUCGCAUCUUUUUUUCAACCAAUGAGAAAGUAGCACUUAAACAAAACAACCAAUCAGAUUUCAAGGAUCAUUCACAGUAACCAAUCAAAUUGCAGGAAAACAAAAAACAAAUAAAGGCAAUAUUGUGUGGCAAACUUUGUGCAAGUUUUUUGUUGCCAAAACUUUCUUUUUACAAAGGCAAAAAUGGACGAAUUUAAUUACUUACAGUUUCUUAAUGAUGAUAGUGAGCUCCUUGAGGCUGAAGAAGUUCUUUUAGGGGAGUUUCCGACAUUCAGUGUCCAGUUUGACGAAUAUUUUGAUAAUUUUUCCUCCACAUCCGCUCCGGAUGCGUGCGAUCCCGAGUCCAGCAACAAAGAGACAAAUCCAGAGCCAACUCAGAAAGUACAAAAUGUAGAUUCUACCAGGUUCCCUGAAAUCUCAAGCGAAGAAAUUGAAGAGCUCAAGGCUGUUGCCGUCAACAAAAAUACCUCCCGCUCGACAAAACAGUGGAUGAAUGUAUUCAAAAGUUGGUGCCAGUCUCGUCAUCUAGAAAAUGUAAACAUAGAAACAAUGGCGCCGGAAGAGCUCGACAACAUCCUGAGCAAGUUCUACGCCGAAGUACAAAAAAGAGACGGAGAUGAUUACGAGCCGGAAUGCCUUAAAAUCAUGCAGAGUGCCAUUGAAAGGUAUUUAAAGGAGAAGAAUUAUCCACUGAGCAUCGUACGAUCGAGGGAGUUUCACAACUCACAAGAAAUCCUCCACGCGAAGGCAAUUUCUCUGCGACAACAAGGAAAGGGGAAAAGACCAAACAAAUCUCAGCCUCUCACUUCGGAGGAAGAGUCUUCCCUCUGGCUAAAAGGUCAGCUUGGUGAUUUUAGCGGAAAAGUCUUGACCAAUGUGAACUUCAAAAACUUGACUGAGCAACUUGGAUUUAGAGGUCGCCAGGAGCACUAUGACGCCUACGUAGAGGACUUCGUUAUAAGACAACAAGAAGACGGCAGCGAAGUUGUAGAAUUCCGUGAAGGUCCCACUAAAACACGAAGCGGUGGUCUAACAAUAUCGCGAGGAACAACACCACAAGUUAUGUAUUCCACCGAUGGCGGAAAAACUGAUCCAGUGCGCCUUUUCAAGCUUUGGUUAUCCAAGCGACCCGACGGAAUGAAAGAUAAAGGGCCACUGUACCUGAGCGUUAUAAAUCGUCCCAAAUCAAAUGAUAUCUGGUACAACAAAAUUAGAAUGGGCGAAAAUACCAUCGGCAACAUCAUGAAAUCCAUGGCCUCCUGUCUUAAGACGAACAAAAAACUGACCAACCACAGCAUGAGAAAAACGUUGGUGUCCAAAUUGAAAAAGUCUGGUCAGCCGCGCAACGUUAUUUGUGAAAUAACAGGCCAUGCACGUGAAUCUUCGUUGGACGACUACGACGAAAUAGACGAGAAUCAACGGAAAGAACUGUCUCACAUAAUUAGCGGUUUUAAAGUAGUGCCAAAUGAAAACGGUCCCAACGACGUUUCCAAUCAAAACAGUACAGCUGCAAAGGCACCAACAAUUCAAAACACAGUCCAACAGCCAGUCCUACACCAACGAGCACCACUUGUUCCUAUUAAUCGCGCCCAACAGCAAGGUCAAAUGCAUCAGGCCAUGGAAUUCCUGAAUCCUGAUUUUCAGGCUGCUGGUUUUGCAGGAUUUCCGCCAAGUUGUCCCUCACAGUUUCAGUACCGCAUGGCAGCGUUGACGUGUGCUGGUAAUCCUGCUGCUUCAUCGCAGAAUUACACCGCAGAAGAAGCGAAGGGCCGACAUUAUUGAGUCAGACGACGAGGAUUAAACUUUGAAGAAGACUAUUUUUGCACUGACAAGAUUUUAGAACUGCUUGAACAUUUGCACGAACGAAGUUUUUGCGCUCCAAUGGGUUUUUUGUAAAGUGACAUCUGUCAUUUUGUUUUGUUGACAUGCACGUACAUGUAAAAGUGUUUCCGGUUCCGCUUUUUACGAACCAGCAUUUUGGACCAAUAAAUACAGAUUAAAAAAAAAAGAGUGAUUUCAAAAUGGAUGUAAUAAAGUGGUAAUUGAACUUCGUGUCGUGCAAUUUUGGUCUGAAAUCAUACUUGUGAUUUCAAAUCGAACUCGCGCUGCGCGCUCGUUCGAUUUCGAAAUCACGCGUAUGAUUUCAGACCAAAUUGCACUCCACUCAGUUCAAUUACCAUUAUUAAUCUUUUAUUAAUUGGUCCAGAGAUAAAUAGUGUUUUUUUUCUUUUCCUUUUUUUUUUCUCGUUAAAAUGUGUGCGUGAGAGGAAACAUUUUGAAGUAUUCGGCACGAGCCUUUUGGUGAAACAAAUUUACCCAUGUGACAAUAAUGUAUUGUUUACUAUUUCCCUGAUAACCCAUGUUCCUGCAUGUCUCUGCUGACAGUCGCACCUUGAUACAUGCAUAUGCGCAUGUGCGUACAGUAUAGUAGUUACUUCAGUAAAGCAUCACCCCUUGUAUUACCACAUUGAAUGCUCCAAGACCAUCACUUUUUAGAGUCUCUGUAAAGAAGGGUCCCGAUCCCCGCAUUCCCGCUCCUUUUUCACUAGAAUCCCGAAUGUCUUCGCUGUCCCGAAAAUAGUUUUCAUCCCAAUCCCGCGCGCAUUGUGCCCACACUUAAGCAAAUGCCGCUUUCCAGAUAGCAGUCAAAUUGUGUAUGCCGUUAACAUUUCCCGAAUCCCGCUCUGUAUUUUGGCCAAAUCCCGGAUCUCGAGAGUAUCCUUCGAGACCCUGUUUUCUAUUACUCACACUUGACACUGUUUGAUUUCAGUUCGCUACUUUCCCUACAUCGAUGAUGACGGUCUUUGUGAUGACUCUGGGCGAGAUGAGCUACGAAGACCGGUUUAUGCCCUGGGACAGCCUGGAAUACGCUACUCUCGCCAAUAUUCUGUUUUUAAUGUUUGUGCUUGGAAUGCCUAUCAUCCUUAUGAACAUGUUGGUAAGUAGACUGUUAUAACACGAGAGAAAUAAAAGUUCUAGACUUGCAGUUAAUCUGAGUAUAUGAGCUGUAAAAGUAAAUUAACCGCGACUUGUGCUGAUCACCCUUUGACUAGCUACACCUUGGGGUCUUUUGAACGACUUAUAGUCUCCUUCCUAAAAGGUUUUCUUAGAAAGGUUUCUCAAAAACUAAAAUACUGCGGCUUUGUAAACGCUAACGGUCCUUGGUGUUCUUUUUGUUGUUGUUGUUGUUGUUGUUGUUGUUGUUUUAUCUUUUUCUUUUUCACCCCUAAAUCAUGCAAUCGUCUUUGUACCAAAUAAAAUCCCACCAGUAAGGGAAAUUUGUGCCAUCGCAUGAGACAUUUCUCUACAAGCUUUAUUUAUCGUUCAAUUCUUCCAAUUUUAGGUAGGUCUUGCAGUUGGAGACAUUGACAAGAUUCAGGCACACGCAGCGAUUGAUCGAUAUAUGAUGCAGGUAUAAUAGAAGAUGAUGAUAAUAAACGCAAGGAAAAAUGUUGAUUUAAAGGUACCUGUCAUAGGUCCAGCUAAUGUAGUAAAUAAAGCCUGAAGCUUGAGCCACACCCAGACUGCGCGGCUGGUAUACUUCAUGAGGCUUGGUUCGAGUCUUCCCUAAAAAAUACGUCCGGGUAUACUCAGGAUCACUCUUUUGGCGCCACUUAUGUAUCACCAUUUUUGCAUUGCCUUGACUAUUUGAGCUAUUAUGAGGACCCAUAUAUUGGGAGCAGGCCAAUUUGUUGCGUUCAUCUUAACCCGUGAAAGGAAUGAAACACAGAAUGAUGAUGUGAACAGCGGAAAUACAAAUUUUAUAUGAAGAUAUGAUCGUCGCAUUGGUAAUUGCAGUUUUAUGUUUCAUUCCUUUCACGGGUUAAGAUGAACUCAACAAAUUGGCCUGCUCCGAAUGUAUGGGUCUUCAUAGUUCAAUUGGUCACAGCACUGCAGCACUAACACAGAGGCCAUGGGUUAGAAUCCCGUUGAAGUCCCGCAUAUUUUGGGGGGGUUAAUUUGCCAUUGCUUAAAUUUUCUUUCUUUUUUUAUUUUGCCUGUUUUUUUUUUUCAGGUGGAGUUAGUGUUGGAUAUGGAAGAGAUGCUUCCUGCAUGUCUCGCGAAACGAGCUCAUGUGACGAAACAAGUCGAGUAUCCAAACAGAAACGAAUCCAAGGUAUGAGUAGUAACAUUCAACCGAUUUUUCAAAGUCGUGAACUUAUCCCCAUAGCUUUAUGUAGCUAUAAAGAAAGAGUAAAUCUACAUGUACAAAAUCAGUCAAGGAAUGGAGCGACGGACCUCUGACUUGAGAAUAAUCUAUCGCCUUCAGGGACUGUAAAUUAAAAAUCACUCAAUCUGACUGAAGUUAUCACUGAAACUAAAGCAAGAUGUUGAAUUAUUUUUGCAUACCUUCCUAUUGUGAAAUACAGUCUCAUAUGAAGUAUAUUUUCACACGCAUUUUCUAGCUUAGCCAUAAAUCAUAUCUGACUAAAAACUUGCAGCAAUUUUAAUAUUGUAUAUAACCGAAACUACGAGAAGUUUUCAUGGUGGAUAAAUUUGGAUACAAAUAGAGGCCUUUACAUUUGAUUAUUUUCUCGAGGAAAAUAAGUUGACAGCUUUCCAGGUGUUGCUAGUUUUGUAUAAUAGUGCAAUAAAAUUAAUGUGUCGUUACUAGCAUAUUUUUUCAUUCAUUUAAUCGAGUAAUGUCUUCUUUAGCUGUAUGACAGGUUCUUAGGCUUUAGCCCGCCUGGAGACGAGAAACAGGAAGACGAAGCCUCCCCUGAGCACAUGUCUCUGCUGGAUAAAAUGAAGGAGCAGGAGGAGAGGUAA
Porites lobata is the source of this 20806-nucleotide messenger RNA. The record is from the annotation of a GenBank genome assembly. Lineage: Eukaryota; Metazoa; Cnidaria; Anthozoa; Scleractinia; Poritidae.